CGCCUCUGGGCCCGCCCCCGGGCCGUGUCUAACGAGAGCCGGGAAGAGGCAUUGCUUGCUUAUGCUUUUCAUCUGGGCGCCUGGCUUGUCGCGACCCGUGAUGCCAAGGCCGCCGCGAGGAGCGAGGAAGAUCCCCCAGCUGAGCUGAGGACUCCGCUCGUUUAGCCUCCUGGGUCCGCUCCACCUGAAGAUAUGAGUGGUGGAUUGGCUCCUAGUAAGAGUACUGUGUAUGUAUCCAACUUGCCCUUUUCCCUGACAAACAAUGACUUAUAUCGGAUAUUUUCCAAGUACGGCAAAGUUGUAAAGGUUACUAUAAUGAAAGAUAAAGAUACCAGGAAGAGUAAAGGGGUUGCAUUUAUAUUGUUUUUGGAUAAAGACUCUGCACAAAACUGCACCAAGGCAAUAAACAACAAACAGUUAUUUGGUAGAGUGAUUAAAGCAAGCAUUGCUAUCGACAAUGGAAGAGCAGCCGAGUUCAUCCGAAGGCGGAAUUACUUUGAUAAAUCUAAGUGUUAUGAAUGUGGGGAAAGUGGACACUUGAGUUAUGCCUGUCCUAAAAAUAUGCUUGGAGAACGUGAACCUCCAAAGAAGAAAGAAAAAAAGAAAAAAAAGAAAAUUCCUGAGCCAGAAGUAGAAAUUGAGGGGAUACAAGAAAGUGAAGAUGAAGGGGAAGAUCCUGCUCUCGACAGCCUCAGUCAGGCCAUAGCAUUCCAGCAAGCCAAAAUUGAAGAAGAACAAAAAAAGUGGAAACCCAGUUCAGGUGGUCCCUCAACAUCAGAUGAUUCAAGACGCCCCAGGAUAAAGAAAAGCACAUAUUUCAGUGAUGAAGAAGAACUUAGUGAUUAAGAUUAUUUUUAUUAUGUAAAUAUUAAAAUUUAAAAAAAUGUGUAAGUACAAA
Molecule: messenger RNA, 898 nt
Organism: Tupaia belangeri chinensis (Chinese tree shrew)
Lineage: Eukaryota; Metazoa; Chordata; Mammalia; Scandentia; Tupaiidae
Gene: ZCRB1
Product: zinc finger CCHC-type and RNA binding motif containing 1
Exons: 8
Coding region: 193-846 (217 amino acids)
Biological process (GO): mRNA splicing, via spliceosome
Cellular component (GO): U12-type spliceosomal complex
Molecular function (GO): zinc ion binding; RNA binding
Source: RefSeq, a predicted model, not a curated record